Falco peregrinus (peregrine falcon) is the source of this 3018-nucleotide messenger RNA. It is a transcript of the gene RBM46, whose product is annotated as RNA binding motif protein 46. Gene Ontology annotation, cellular component: nucleus. NCBI's taxonomy places the organism in Eukaryota, Metazoa, Chordata, Aves, Falconiformes, Falconidae. The transcript has 5 exons. Gene Ontology annotation, molecular function: mRNA binding. Bases 203 to 1630 code for a protein of 475 amino acids. The record is from RefSeq and is a predicted model, not a curated record.
GUUUUGGAGAAUGAGUGGCAUAGCACUUGGAUAUACCAUUUACACAAAGGAUUGAAGUGGUGAAGAAGAUUGCUUGUCCAAGUAUUGCAGACCUUAACGCAGAAAAUCUUGGGAAAAGAAGAGAUCAGUUGGGGAAAAAAAAAUAUCUGACUUGAAAGUUAAUUUUUUUUGAAGGCUUGACUAGCAAAGUUCUAUUGCAGAUAUGCAUGAGGAAAGUAAAGCUGCAGCAAAUGGAUGUGGCAAAAUCCGAAGUGGCACUCAGAAUGAGGCUGCUUUACUUGCCCUGAUGGAGAAGACUGGAUACAGCAUGGUUCAGGAAAAUGGGCAAAGAAAAUUCGGUGGUCCUCCACCAGGUUGGGAAGGUCCUCCACCACCUCGUGGAUGUGAAGUUUUUGUGGGUAAAAUUCCUCGUGAUAUGUAUGAAGAUGAAUUAGUUCCUGUUUUUGAGAAAGCUGGGAAAAUCUAUGAGUUCAGACUGAUGAUGGAAUUUAGUGGUGAGAAUCGAGGCUAUGCUUUUGUGAUGUAUACUACUAAAGAGGACGCCCAGCUAGCCAUCAGGAUUCUAAAUAAUUAUGAAAUUCGUCCAGGGAAAUUUAUUGGUGUCUGCGUAAGCUUGGAUAACUGCCGACUGUUCAUUGGAGCAAUUCCAAAAGAGAAGAAGAAAGAAGAAAUACUGAAUGAAAUGAGAAAAGUUACAGAAGGAGUGGUGGAUGUCAUUGUUUAUCCAAAUGCCACUGACAAAACAAAAAAUCGUGGCUUUGCCUUUGUAGAAUAUGAAUCUCACAGAGCAGCUGCAAUGGCUAGAAGACGGCUAAUCCCAGGAACAUUCCAGCUCUGGGGCCAUGCUAUUCAAGUAGACUGGGCAGAUCCUGAGAAAGAAGUCGAUGAAGAAACAAUGCAAAGAGUUAAAGUACUAUAUGUAAGAAAUUUAAUGAUGUUUACUACAGAGGACACAAUUAAAGCUGAAUUCAACAAGUUCAAGCCAGGAGUAGUGGAACGUGUAAAGAAGCUGAGAGACUAUGCGUUUGUUCAUUUUUUCCACCGAGAAGAUGCCAUUGCUGCAAUGUCUGUAAUGAAUGGGAAGUGCAUUGAUGGAGCUAGUAUUGAGGUGACACUGGCAAAGCCAGUUAACAAAGAAAAUACUUGGAAGCAACAUUUCAAUGGUCAGAUAGGUCCUGGUUCAGAAAAUCUCUCAGGGUUUCCUAACAAAGAAGAUGGUCAUCAAAAAUCCUUAGGGAAACCAGCAAGUCUUUCAGUUCGUCUUAAUGGUCAGCACAGUCCAAGCCCCCCUGAAGUUGAAAGAUGUACAUACCCUUUUUUUCCAGGAAUAAAGCUUACUCCAAUUAGCAUGUAUUCUUUAAAAUCCAGUCACUUCAGUUCUGCAGCAAUGCACCUGGAUUAUUUUUGCAAUAAAAAUAAUUGGGCACCGCCAGAAUACUACCUGUAUUCAACCACAAGUCAGGAUGGGAGAAUUCUCUUGGUGUACAAGGUGCUUAUUCCGAGUAUAGCUGAUGGUUCCCAGAGUUACUUCAUGCCAGACAAACUCUGUACAACAGUAGAAGGUGCAAAGGAAUUGGCAGCACAGUUCACACUUCUACAUCUAGCUAAGUGUACACCCUAUUUGGCUUGAAUUGUCCAGAAGAAGAAAAGUUCAGAAUUUGUUGCUUUGGAUCUUGCCACGAAAGAAGAAAAAGAACCACCACACUGAUAGAUAAUUACCAAAAAUUCACAUUACACGUUUGUUGAUGAAUAAUUCUUCAGAGCAUACAUGUGUAUUAAACAUUUCACUUUAAAGAUUAGUGAAAUCAAAUGUUUAAUUGUUUUUGUUAGCUUGAUUAAAUUUGUUUUGAAAAGAUAAUUUGUUCAAAAAAUUUUAAUUACCUGUAAUAGUUUAUACAACAGUAGCUUAUUUUUAGUGUUGAAAUAAUUUGUUACAAUUCCUACUCUUCUGUUUUGAGUUUCAUGCAGAAUUUUUACAGCUUCUGUUGUAAGUAAUGAAUCCUAAGCAAACAUUUAAGAAAAACCAAAACAACAAAAACACACCACCCUGGCAAACUUGGUGCAAAGUUUUAUAGGUAGGAAAGUCCAAAUACAAUCUUUGCUUCUGUGAUAGCAUUACAUCAAUGGAUGAGUGGUAUUUUGAAGGGCUUUAUGUCAACAUACCAUCAGGCUACAGGAGAUGUAUUUCUAUAGUCAUAGCAAUGAGGUUCAAUACCUUAGAUAAUUCUUUAAAACAAAAAUGGACAAAAAAAUAUAAUCUUGACAUAUACAAAUUCCAUGUACUUUUCUGUACAGCUCAAUAAGUUGUCUCUGCUGUUAGCACCUCUCUGCUGGAUGCGUGUGUAAACAGAGGCCUUACUCUUACCUAGGCUAUCCCUCUUAACCAGCCCUCCUAUUUGCCCGCAGUAGCCAUGUUGAACAGCAGCUUGCUCACUUUCUAAUCAGGCCGUGUUCUUCUUAAAAAACAUUGUUUAGCAUUGAACUGAAAAUAGUUUUAAAUUUUUUAAAUCGGGUAUAUGUAAUUCAUUCUGAGUGGGCUGUUUUUAAUUUUAUUGUGACUCUCUAGCAUUUCUCAGUGAAGUGUUCUAUUUAUUGAAUGACAAAAAGUACAGGCCUUUUUUUUUUCUUUUCCUUUUUUUAAAAAAUCUGAAACUAAUACAGUAGAUCGUUUUUGAAAUUUAGUAUAUAGUUUCAGUUCCUGGUCAAGGAAUGGGCCGAGUAGCAUAUGUUAAAGAGUCUAAGGGUCUCACCUAUGCAGGUAUUGGUUUUAAGUAUUGUUUUGUCUGAAAUGUGUUUCUCAAAACCAAAUAUUAUGUAGACAGAAAACUAUGCAAUGGAAAGAUUUAAAGUUGAAUAAGUUUUCUUAUAAGCAGUCAACUAUUGUGGUCCAUUACUUAUUUUGGUUCAACAUGUUUCAUCACCCUAUUAAAUUGUCUUUUGAUGAUAAUUUAGGUGCAGUUGUAGCAAUUUAAUUUUAUUUGCAUUUGAUACUAGCUACGUAGUAGUUGUUUUAAGUGU